Nelumbo nucifera (sacred lotus) is the source of this 798-nucleotide messenger RNA. The record is from RefSeq and is a predicted model, not a curated record. Lineage: Eukaryota; Viridiplantae; Streptophyta; Magnoliopsida; Proteales; Nelumbonaceae.
CAUCAAAAUUCAUAACCCGUGGAUUCUAGAGAGCACUGUUUCUCAGUUUUCCGUGUGUCCGAGAGAAACGAAGAUACAUAAUAUACAGAGAGAAGAAGAAGGUCCAAGAAAAAUGAAAAAAGUUGGUACAGUUCGAAGAUGGAAGAAGUUGUAGAUACUGACAAAGUGAGCUAUUCCUCAUCCCUUCCUCCUUCCCUGACUUGUGGUUCUCCUUUUCCUCUUGCCGUUUCACUUUCCGGCCGGCCAAUAGAAAGAUGAGGUUCUCGCGGAAUUUGCGGAACUUGAUUUCCUGCUGUGGCCCAUUUGCACGUCCGGCGGUGGCAACGACUCCACCGCGCGAAGAGACCCGCUCUCUGGUGCAGCAAUCCCGAUCAUCGGUUACAACAGUGACCGAGCGUUUCCCUUGCACAAAACGCACCAACUCGAUCUCGACAACUCAGUGGCGCCCUUCGCUUUGUGCAAUUUCCGAGGACAACGUCAUCGCCGCCGUGGUCACUAAGGCAGAACAAAAGGUCAAAUCCGGCAAGAAAGCGGCGAGGAAGGCUGGAUCCAGGGUCAAGGCCCGCGUCCGUAGCUACAGUGACGAAUAUCGGCGAUCUCCGAUGCCGACGGUCAUUCCAGCAUUCUCUCCGACGGCAUUCUUAUUUUGAAGGGGUGGUAUCUCGCUGGACUACCCAUCCAACCGCUUUCUUUGAUGAAUGUAUGCGUUCAUAAUUUCAGUAUUUCACACACAAAUGUUGUAAAGCCUGUGAUAGUGUCAUUGAUCAUGUUGUCAUAGUAAGGAAACCUAUUUCACUA